Molecule: messenger RNA, 2227 nt
Organism: Chara braunii
Lineage: Eukaryota; Viridiplantae; Streptophyta; Charophyceae; Charales; Characeae
Source: the annotation of a GenBank genome assembly
CUGGAACAGUAUCCGCGCAGUCCCAGAUAUGGAGGGAACAUGGACGGAUAACGGAGCCCAGACAACUUUAACCCGAGGGACAGAGACGACUCUUGCGACAGAUGGGAAUCGGACAGGGACUGUCGUGAUGGAUAUCGUGGCGGUUACGAGAGGACAGAGCGAGGUGGAGGUCGCCGAGAAGACCCACAAGGGCAGUAUGAUCGAGGAGGAUAUCCUGCAUGACCUCGGCGAUGUGUCGAUGUUCCCUUCGAUGAAGGAGAACGUUGAAGUCAGGCGUGUACGACCAAGUAAGGGUAAAGAAGUGGCAAGGAUACAGAGUAUGCGAAUGAGUUUGCCUUCUGAUGACGGGGCGUCUGCGACACCUAUACAGGUCGCGGCGACUAAGUCCGCAAGGGGGUCUUCCUCUAAGAAGACUGGCAUGGAUUAUGCGAUGGCGGAGAAGGAUGGACAGAGGAUAGAAGGAGCAGAAGUCAUACUUUUGCGCAAGCGCGGAGCCCGAAAGUUUACCAUGAAGAGCUCCUUAGAUGAUAUCGAUACAGUGGAGCCUCUCAAACGAACGCUCAGGCAACCGAUGCAGUGCACGAUACUUGAGUACUUGGCGGCUUCGAGACCCGCGGGAGAUGAGCUACAGAUAAUCACGUGCAAGACACGCAUUCCUUUGGGAGACGAAGUCCAGAUGACUUCCAAACCAGAGGUACCCCCUGUGGCAAUAUCGGGGGUGUGCGCAAAGGCAGAACGCGCAGCGACAUUGUAUUUGGAUGAAAUGGAAGGCGUGCCUCCUGACAAGUUUUACAUUUUAGGGAGUGAGACAGUGGAGACCAGUCUCAAUGACGAGAUAGUCCUCCAUUGGGUGAUUGACAAUGGCAGCGAAGCUGUCAUUAUAGACGAGGAAAUCGUUGUGCGAUUAGGGUUGGACCUCGACAAGUCUUACCUGUUUGAGAUAGAAACAGCCGAUGGAAGAAAGCAGAAGAUCUCCGGAGUCUUUCAUAAGGCGGCCAUUGAGGUCGAAGGGUUGCGCGUGCUGAUGCUUGUUUUCGCAGUCAGGGACUGCAGUUCGGAGUUACUAUUAGGGCGGACGUGGUUGAGCCAUGUUCAUGUGGUGACUAUAGAGCGAUCGAACGGGAGCCAGAUGCUUUCUAUUAAGCGUCCGGAUGGUGGACGGAUUAUGAUUGAGACAGUCGAGCCUCGUGAUCCGAGGAACAGAGCCGCCCUAGCAGCUGGUGGCGGCCGCAAGCGGGUCACACUCACGAGUCGCUCGUUGCGAUUCUGCGAAAAGAAGUAUAGGGCAUUGCUCACAGAAGAAAAAAGACGCAUAUUGGAAGUCGAGGAUUUAGGUAAUCACGUCCUGGUGGGAGAAAACUCCUACCCUAAGGGUGAAGACGAGGAAUUUGGAGUUAAGCCGGCGGCGGUAGCCCGAAAGCGAUCCGCACUAGAUGGGAUAUCUGAGGAGGAGAUCGCCAGGAAGGUUAAGGAAAGGAAGAGGGAGGAGCCGCAACGGCUGACAGAAGAAAGGAUAACGGAAAUGGACAUAGGAGAUGAAAAUUUGACGGAACAAGAGAAGGGGCGCGUGUUGGAAGUUCUUAAAACUUAUAAUAAGGUCAUAGCUUUCAGCGACGCGGAAAGAGGGAAGAUCGAUCCUAGGUAUGCUAAACCUGUCAGGAUCUACACGAUUCCGCAUACUCCAUGGAAUGAUGCAGGGUGGAAGUUCGCACAAAAAGAGAAGGAAGAAGUGAUCGUCUUUCCAAAGGAGAAGAUGGCGUCACAUGUAGCGGAACCGUCUGAUAGCGCCUACGCGAAUAGGUGGUUCUUCUUACGGAAGCCGAAUGGGAAGAUUUUGUGGAUUCAGGAGUUGCAUAAGGUCAAUGUUGUUACCAUCCACGAUGUGGGGUCCAUACCGCACACCGAUCUAUUAGUGGAAGGAGUGGUGAGCAGAUCUAUCUACUCUGUCUGCGAUCUAUUUUCGGGUUAUGAUGAGAUACCCCUAGAUCCUAGAGAUAGGCAUCUCACUGCUAUGCAUACGCCACUCAGGUUAGUGCAGAUGAUGGUUGUGCCCAUGGGAUGGACCAAUGGGGUAGCGGUCUUCCAGAGAGCUAUGGUAGCUAUUCUAAAAGACUUCAUUCCUGAUAAAGUUGAAGUGUUUUUGGACGACUUUUCGAUAAAAGGAUCCGUACUGAAAGAUGAGACGUAGGUUGCCCCUGGUGUCAGGAGAUCGUAGAGCAGCACCUGA